This is a messenger RNA of Cyphellophora attinorum, 1023 nucleotides long. RefSeq names its product Aldehyde 2. Lineage: Eukaryota; Fungi; Ascomycota; Eurotiomycetes; Chaetothyriales; Cyphellophoraceae. Bases 1 to 1023 code for a protein of 340 amino acids. Gene Ontology annotation, molecular function: oxidoreductase activity, acting on the CH-OH group of donors, NAD or NADP as acceptor. The transcript is spliced from 3 exons. The record is from RefSeq and is a predicted model, not a curated record.
AUGGAGAAAGACUCUCUUGUCCUGGUCACCGGCGUCAAUGGCUACCUUGCCUCAGCAAUCGCCAAUGAAGCACUCGCGUCUGGUCUCCGUGUCAGGGGCACCGUUCGUAAUGUCAGCAAGUCCAAGUGGCUACAGACCUACUUUGACAAGCACUUCGGUCCGGACAGAUUUGAGCUGGUUGCUGCCGACAACUUCGAAAACGAGGGAGCCUUGGAUGGUGGUCUCGAUGGAGUCUCAGGCAUAGCCCACGUUGCAAACACCGGCCUCUCACCUGAUCCAGAACCAUAUAUCACGGACGUCGUCAACGCCCUAGUCAAUCCACUUCGCACUGCUGCCAAAACCCCAAGCAUCAAGCGAUUCGUUUACACUUCGUCAAGCAUGGCCGCAGCUCCGUGGAAGGUCGACGAAGAAUACACCCUUGGUCGCAAUGACUACAACGAAUGGGCGGCGAAGAAUGCUCGUGAACCGCCCUUCGAUGCCACCAAUAUCUUCACCAACUAUGCUGCUAGCAAGGUGGCCGCAGAGAAAGCCGCAUGGGCAUGGGUGAGGGAGGCCAAAGAGAAGGGUGAGCUGAAUUUCGUCUUCAGCACCGUCUUGCCCAGCGCAAACCAUGGCCCGGUGUUGGACCGAGAGGCGCAAGGUUGGCCCAGCACCGGUGGAUGGCCAAAGGCCUUCUAUGACGGACAGAUCGACCAAGUCAAGGCUGUACCCCCUCAACACUUCGUGGACGUCCGUGACACGGCAAAGCUGCACGUUGCGGCGCUGACGUUGCCCGAGGAUGGCAAUGUUGGCUCGCGUAUCUUCGGAUUCGGCUAUCCAUACAACUGGAACGACGUGCUCGCCAUUCUGCGCAAGCUGUAUCCCAACAAGACCUUCAUCGACGAUCUUCCAGGCAUUGGACGAGAUCUCAGCCAUGUUCCAAACGAGGGUGCAGAGGGAAUUCUCAAGUCCAUGAAGGGUGGUAAAGGAUUCACCACACUCGAAGAAAGCUUGAGGGAUAGCUUUGCCGACGUGAAGGCGUAA